UUCAAGCAAAUGUUUCAGCCACAAGCCUAAGAGAGAGUCCAGACUUUUUAGAUUAUAAUCAUAAACCUCUCUCUCUCUCUCUCUCAGUCUUCCUCGUUAAAAUCUUCAAACCCAACAUAGAAAUGGCUAAGGUUGUUCCAACAAGGUCGGAGGUUCUGUUUCUAUUUCGGUCUCUCCUACGUACGGCCAGGCAGUUCAGCGACUACAACAUCAGGGAAUACACCAAGCGCCGAACCAUUGAUGGGUUCCGCCAGAAUCGGACUCUAUCCGACCCGGAUUCGAUUGCCUUGGCUUUCUCACACGGAGAGGCCCAGCUCGAAGUUGCGAAGAGACAGGCUGUGGUGUACUCUCUCUAUGCUCCAAAGGUCAAGAGCAUCAUGGACCUCAAACCCUGUAACUCAAUAUAGAUUAUGUUUCUUAUUUAUUUAUUUAUUUUUUUUUGUUGAAGUUUUUGUUGCGGCAAAAAGUGUUUUGUUUCUCUAAUUAUUCUUGUUGUUAUAGAGCAAGGAUUUUGAAUUUUUGGAUAUUGGGUUUUUAUUGAGUAAUUGUUAUUUGCUAUGA
Molecule: messenger RNA, 561 nt
Organism: Quercus robur (English oak)
Lineage: Eukaryota; Viridiplantae; Streptophyta; Magnoliopsida; Fagales; Fagaceae
Exons: 1
Coding region: 123-407 (94 amino acids)
Biological process (GO): iron-sulfur cluster assembly
Source: RefSeq, a predicted model, not a curated record